This is a messenger RNA of Myotis brandtii (Brandt's bat), 1787 nucleotides long. It is a transcript of the gene VEPH1, whose product is annotated as ventricular zone expressed PH domain-containing 1. The record is from RefSeq and is a predicted model, not a curated record. The coding region runs from base 445 to 1023 and encodes 192 amino acids. NCBI's taxonomy places the organism in Eukaryota, Metazoa, Chordata, Mammalia, Chiroptera, Vespertilionidae. Gene Ontology annotation, biological process: regulation of signal transduction. Gene Ontology annotation, molecular function: phosphatidylinositol-5-phosphate binding. Gene Ontology annotation, cellular component: plasma membrane. The transcript is spliced from 5 exons.
AAAUAAGCAAAGCUCUGUGCCAAUUGUUAGCUCUAUGCAGAAGUUUGGGAGAGGGAGGAGAAGUUACUCAUUUGCCCGAUUCUGCACGGUGAGUCCAGGGGAGAAGCCAGUGUUCCGCAGCCUUGACAAGCAGCACAGGGCAGCUGGCUGCAGCCACCAGGACCGGACGGGACAGGAGCUACCGGCUGCAUCUGAGCGUGGUGGUCCCGGGGUCCAGACGAACUGCUCUACAGAUGAGGCAUUUGCCUUCUCUUCCCUAUGAUGGCCAGAGUGUCCUGUGCUAAGAGAGAGUGUCAAAGAAGACCUCAACGUCUGGAGAAAAAUGAUCUUUCAAGGAAUACAAAGCAUACCUCCUGCUACAUGUUUUUGCCUUACUAACCUCUGAUAACCAGGACGCAUGGCCCUGGGCCUACACAAAGUCCAUUGACCAUCAAACUCCUCACCAUGCAUCACCUGUUCAGACUGGUCUUGGGACAAAAAGAUCUUUCCCGAGCUGGGGACCUCUUCUCCUUGGAUGACUCUGAGAUUGAAGACAGCCUGACAGAAGCUUUGGAGCAAAUUAAAAUAAUUAGCUCAUCUUCAGAUUACCAAACCAACAACAAUGACCAGGCUGUGGUUGAGAUCUGCAUCACCAGAAUCACAACAGCCAUCAGAGAGACAGAGUCCAUUGAAAAGCACGCGAAGGCCCUCGUAGGGCUCUGGGACUCCUGCCUGGAGCACAACCUGAGACCCUCCGGGAAAGACGAAGACACCCCCCAUGCAAAAAUCGCCUCUGAUAUCAUGAGCUGUAUUUUACAGAAUUACAACCGGCCCCCUGUGAUGGCACUAGCCAUCCCCAUUGCAGUGAAAUUCCUCCACAGAAGCAACAAAGAACUGUGCAGGAAUAUGUCCAACUACUUGUCCCUGGCUGCAAUCACCAAGGCAGAUCUCCUGGCUGAUCACACAGAAGUCAUAGUGAAGAGCAUACUCCAAGUGCCCAGCCAGUCCACAUGCCUCUGCUGUUGUCCUCGCCAUUCUUCCUGACAGGGCCUGCUGUGGUGGCGUCCACCUCCACCACCCUGAGCCCAGCAAACUCCGUGGCUGCUGCCAUCAAGGUCCCAGGAACAGACUCCAUUCCACACUGCUCUGCCUGUCUGUCCUUUUGCACUGCUCCUCUUGAAGGUCAGGAGGCAUCAGCCCUCAGUCCACUGAUUCCAUGUGGCAGGAUCGGGGAGAACAUCCAUCUUUCUCCUUGGUGUCACAUUUUGGUAGAGAGGCCCCAGAGCAAGGUUGCUUGGCUCUCAGUGCCAAACUGUGGGACCAAGUCAAUAGAUGGGUCAAUAGACAGUUCUGUUUUGUCUAAAACUGUCUCUUCUCUGGGCUCCACUAUUGACCCAAGAGUUGGGCUAGCAAAAAAGUAGUUCUCCAGUUCUCAAAAUGCCUAUCACCCCCCAAGGACUGAGGUUCUGUUGAUUGUACCAAACAUUCCUAAGAAGAGUUUUUAGGACCCCCUCCCUCACCCCCCAGACAUUGACCAGCUACCCCAAUGGUCUGCCAGAUGUCCAGAUAUGUCUGAACUCCAGCCACGACAGUGGGAGUUUAUCACCCUCCCUGUGCCCCUCUAAAGAUUUGUCAUUGAUAUUACUAGUCAGUAUCAUUCUCUUGGCCACAGGAUUGAAUGCUAAUUUCACAUUAUACGUAUUAAAUUCGCUAAAAGCCCAGAAAAGCAAUCAUGUUUUUUUCACCACCUUGGUUAUAUAUUUGGAAUAGAUUUUAUAGGAAUUAAAAACACUUAUAAACUGCACACA